Molecule: messenger RNA, 1574 nt
Organism: Colias croceus (clouded yellow)
Lineage: Eukaryota; Metazoa; Arthropoda; Insecta; Lepidoptera; Pieridae
Product: homeobox protein OTX1 B-like
Exons: 3
Coding region: 347-1480 (377 amino acids)
Biological process (GO): regulation of transcription by RNA polymerase II
Molecular function (GO): RNA polymerase II transcription regulatory region sequence-specific DNA binding; DNA-binding transcription factor activity, RNA polymerase II-specific
Source: RefSeq, a predicted model, not a curated record
AACACGCGGUGCUCUCGGUCAGUGCACUCAUUGGUGCGAGUUUUCCUCUAAGCGUCGUAUUAUGGUAAUAUAAAUUGACCAACCGUAGAGCAAAUUCGGUUAGUUCGUUAAAGUUGAUUAAAGCCAUUUAACCGGGACGGACACGACGAAACGAACGGCGCGGGCUCGGUUCCGAGGGUUCGGCUAAAUGAACUUAAAUUGUUUAAUAUCGUCGUCGAUAAAUUGAGUUUAGGUCGAGCUCACGCAGCUCGACGUAGGUGCUUGCGGCAUCGAGGCCGCCGCGACGGAGUCGAGAGAGGUUGGCGCGGAGGUAGCGGGCUCGCAGGCGCCCGCCGCCGACGGCUACAUGUACGUGUGCGGGGACCCAGCCGGCAGUGCCGGCCCGCGCUACGAGUGCUCCUUCGAGCCAGCGCCGGGAUCCAUGGACCAACCUACCUUCGAGGAACACAUGUUCAGCGAGUUUGGCAAGGACAGACAAGUGCAAGUGGUGGUUGGAGCUGGAGGUGAACUGCAGUAUCGGGAAGAGUUACCAGUGUUCGCGUCUAGUGCUGACCAGAAGAGAAAAGACGAGCCGCUACUUCUGCAGCAGGUCGAAGCGCCUACGCAACACGCGGCACACCCACCUCCGCCUCCACCACCGACCACGAAGAAAAGUGAUAAGAAAAAGAGUGAAAAUAAUGGCAUUAAAAAGAAGAAGACCAGAACUACUUUUACGGCGUAUCAACUUGAAGAGCUCGAAAGGGCUUUUGAGCGCGCGCCGUACCCCGACGUCUUCGCUAGAGAAGAGUUGGCUCUUAAAUUAAAUCUAUCGGAAUCACGAGUUCAGGUAUGGUUCCAAAAUAGAAGAGCAAAGUGGCGAAAACGCGAACCACCACGCAAAACUGGAUACAUUGGCUCCAGUUCACCUAGCUCCACAACCUUAAGCGGUGGCUUUUCGGGAAUUAGUGGGAAUCUUCCUGCUUUUCCUCAGAAUGGCUUGCCAGCUCCAGCGGACUCAUGGUCGUAUCAGCAUUCUUACGAAUUAUCUUCUCAUCAUUUAUUAUCUUCUGGUAGCAGUGGGUACCCAGCAUUUAACACUCAACCGGCAGCUUAUUCUUAUACCACAGUUCUCAACGGUCACGACGGUCAAAUGUUUGCUCCGAGACAUUCCUACGAAUACGGCGAAGGAAGUCCACCUCCCCUGGGUGUUCGAGAUUACCCAAUGAUAGCAGCUCAUUCCCCACAAAUGGAAGCUCAUGGGCACGAGGAGAAGUUGGAAUAUCGUAACCAUGAACACGAAGACAAAUACUCCGCGUGUGCGAUGCAAGAAGAGCCGCGGUAUGGCGCCCCUCCAGAAGACUAUGACAAAUGUGGGAUUGUCCAACACGACAAACACUAUGACAUGGAUCGCCACGCUGACUUAGCGCAGCCUGUAGUCGUUAAAAUGGAACCUAGCCCAGGCCAAGCAUAUACUACAUCACUGCCCCCUUUUUUGAAUUGAAAUACUCUUUUUCGAAAUUGUCUGAUAGUUUCAACUAAUUUCGAAAAAGGGUAUUAUUCUCUUCGUUUAUUGGAAGACUCUUUGGAACUGAAAU